AAUCAGAAUGGGUCAGAUAUGGCACCGCAUUCUACCCUCGUCUUCCAAUAGGUUCCGCGGAGACCGGAAGCAACGGUUAUCGGAUACCCAAAUAGUAUGGUACCAAGAUUAUGGAUGGAUAUCAAUUGGUUUUACAGUAGCACAAGAUCUAUGGAGAGCCUGAGAGAGAGAAGUGGUCCUUAUCGGUACCGGCUUUCCCAGGAUCACAACACACCAGCAUCUUAUGAUGCUGCCUUGAACAAGACACGCCGGAGAAACCGAUUGCGGAUCCCCCCAAUUAAUUACUCCUCGGUACUCACCGUACGGCGUAUAUGCUGGACCAUUGAAGCUGCAGCACAUCAUGCGACGCCGAUAAGUCACUAACUACUGGGAGCAAUUCUCAAGCAGGAAGGUGAUUAUAUACUUCAGGCAUCAUGAUCGCCUGAUAUAUAGAGUUGUUGUACAACGCCGGGUAGGAAUGAUUGACGGUUGAUCGCGUGAACACAUGACUUGGAUGCGACGCACGUAGAGAUCAUUCCAUUAUCAUCUAAUUGGAAUUAUGGCGAUACCCAAAAUAUGGGCAUUGCCAGUUAAGCUCGCUCGAGAUCAUGCUGGCCUUGGUGGACUGAUACGAUAAAGUUCAGGCGAACCAAUAGUGCAGCGCCUAGUGUGGAUGAGGGUUCGAAUCCAUCCAGAGAAUGGAAGUGGG
This is a messenger RNA of Aspergillus welwitschiae, 688 nucleotides long. RefSeq lists its product as uncharacterized. The record is from RefSeq and is a predicted model, not a curated record. The transcript has a single exon. Lineage: Eukaryota; Fungi; Ascomycota; Eurotiomycetes; Eurotiales; Aspergillaceae. Bases 97 to 363 code for a protein of 88 amino acids.